Messenger RNA from Hipposideros armiger (great roundleaf bat), 1281 nucleotides. RefSeq names its product acyl-coenzyme A synthetase ACSM5, mitochondrial-like. The annotation marks the transcript as partial. Gene Ontology annotation, biological process: fatty acid biosynthetic process; acyl-CoA metabolic process. The record is from RefSeq and is a predicted model, not a curated record. The transcript has 8 exons. Gene Ontology annotation, cellular component: mitochondrial matrix. NCBI's taxonomy places the organism in Eukaryota, Metazoa, Chordata, Mammalia, Chiroptera, Hipposideridae. Gene Ontology annotation, molecular function: fatty acid ligase activity; fatty-acyl-CoA synthase activity.
CCUGAGUACUUCAACUUUGCCAAGGACGUGCUGGACGUGUGGAGUCAGCUGGAAAAGGCUGGGCACCGGCCCCCGAACCCUGCGUUCUGGUGGGUCAGUGGCAACGGCGCAGAAGUCAAGUGGAGCUUUGAGGAGCUGGGGACGCAGUCCAGGAAGGCAGCGAACGUGCUGGGGGGCGCGUGCGGCCUGCAGCCUGGGGACAGGCUGCUGCUGGUCCUCCCGAGGGUCCCGGAGUGGUGGCUGGUCAGCGUGGCCUGUAUGCGGGCAGGGAUCAUUAUGAUUCCGGGCAUCUCUCAGCUGACGGAGAAGGACCUCAAAUACCGGCUGCAGGCGUCCAGGGCCAAGUCCAUUAUCACCAGUGGCUCCCUGGCUCCGAGGGUGGACGCCAUUAGCGCCGACUGCCCUUCCCUCCAGACCAAGCUGCUGGUGUCUGAUGACAGUCGGCCGGGCUGGGUGAACUUCAGGGAAGUCCUCCGGGAGGCAUCUGCAGAGCACAGCUGCGUGAGGACCAAGAGUCAGGACCCGAUGACCAUCUACUUCACAAGUGGCACCACUGGGACCCCCAAGAUGGUGGAGCACUCCUGUGCCAGCUAUGGACUGGGUUUUGCGGCCAGUUCAAGGUACCAGUUUCGGAGUCUGAAGCACUGUGUCACUGGGGGAGAGGCCCUCAAUCCUGACGUGAGGGAGAAGUGGAAGAAGCAGACAGGCCUGGAGGUGUAUGAAGGCUACGGCCAGUCUGAGACGGUGAGUGCUGCUGUCCUCCACCUGAGCCCUCAGCCAGCCCGUGGGAAUGCCGUCCUCAGAGCCUCCUGCCUUUCCACGAACCCCAGGACCUGGGAGAGCUUUCUGGCUGGGCCUGACUGUCUCUGGUUUUGUGUCCGGCAGGUGGUAAAGGCAUUUAUAGUCCUUUCUCCAGCCUACUCCUCUCGUGACCCCGAGGAACUGACCCGUGAACUCCAGGAGCACGUGAAGCGGGUGACCGCUCCGUACAAGUACCCCAGGAAGGUGGCCUUUGUUUCAGAACUGCCGAAGACAGUUUCUGGAAAGAUCCAAAGGAGCAUAUUGAGAAGCCAAGAGUGGAGAGAUGAGAUGCGAGCCCAAAAGGGCCCCGGGGCCGUGCACCACAACCCACAGCCCUUGGCAGUGACAGCAGCCGCGACCGACGACGACGAGGGCUGCUGCGUCACUUUAAAGGCAGUUUAUCCCAUGCCAAGCGUGGUGCUAAAUGUCUCCUCCCAUUCUCUCCUCACACCCAGUCUGCCCUCACGAUGGCAGCUCUAG